Babesia sp. Xinjiang is the source of this 1773-nucleotide messenger RNA. Its product is annotated as Methionine aminopeptidase 1. The coding region runs from base 1 to 1773 and encodes 590 amino acids. Gene Ontology annotation, biological process: proteolysis. Lineage: Eukaryota; Apicomplexa; Aconoidasida; Piroplasmida; Babesiidae. Gene Ontology annotation, molecular function: metalloaminopeptidase activity. The record is from RefSeq and is a predicted model, not a curated record. The transcript has 5 exons.
AUGCCCCCCUUCUUAUCCCAUCAUUACUACGAAAAUCGUAUUUUGGAUGAUGGGACUGAUUCUAGACAUAGCCAUGUGUUAGCUACAGAAUCCAGGCGCAAACGGCGCCAUUCUAUCGCAAGCCAAAAGCAUGUACUCGAAAAGGAGAGAUACAUACGACGGCCAAGGCCGGAGGGGUUUGGUGUCCUAAAGGCUCCGACGCCAGAGCCGACAUCUAACAAGGGCAAGGAGAUAGAACAGGACUUCGUGAAACAGUACCCUAAUUCGACCAUCAAACAGUUAUGGGAUGCUUUUGGCUAUACAGGUCCAAUUAAGAAGGGUAUUGUGAGCGGCCGGCUUUUACCAGGCAAGGGAAUCGUACGGCCUAAGUAUUAUAAGACCGGCAUUCCGACUUAUGUAGACUAUCCAAGGGACACUGACUAUCGCGGGUAUUUUAUCAAUGUGUUUGUGCUGAUGCACUUUAGGCAAGACGAUCCCAGAGGGACCAUCAAAAGUGAGAUGGAAAUCGAGGGUAUACGUAAGGCUUGUAGGAUAGCAAGGGAGAUAUUGGACUCUGUUAAACCACUUGUAGUGGAAGGGGUGUUCACUGAUGACAUCGAUCGUUUGGUUCAUAAAAUGUGUCGUAUUAAAGGGGCCUACCCGUCACCGUUGAACUACCACGGUUUCCCAAAGUCUGUUUGUACUUCGAUAAACGAAAUAGCUUGCCAUGGUAUUCCUGACUCUACUAUCCUUGCGGCGGGUGACCUUUUGAAUGUCGAUGUGACUGUUUAUGUUGACGGAUUUCAUGGCGAUGUCUCUGAGACGUUCAUGGUCCUGCCGUCGAAGGACCCCAAGCAGAUUAUGAAACGAAAAACUGAGAUAGGGAUGUAUGAACGUAACAAAAUGCGAUAUCAUGCAGCAUUUCAUGACAAUAUAUGGGAUGCUGGAGCUACUAUAAUGAUGCAACUUAAUCUUCUGCAGACAUUGGAUGCAACAGUUCGCAGGCUGGGACCUAAAGACGGGUGGGAGGAAUGGUUUGAGAAAUUGUAUACUGACGAUCCCCAACGUAAACCUCUUUUCUUGAGUAGAGAGGAGAACGACCUGCAACAUGUUGGAUCGAAACUUCUGGAGGAUAUAGAGGAGUUGUAUGGUGAAGGGUCUGAAGGCCGCCCCUAUGAGGGUAGGAUUGCGGGGCUGUCCGCAUCACAAAUACCUACAUAUAUAUCGACACCUGGCCAACCUAAAAAAUUUGCAACGGUGGAGAGCCCUGAAAUCAUCAAACAUAUAUUCCAUAAGGCCGACCCAGAAAGAUACCGUAAACCCUAUUUGUUUUCGCACACAUUCGAUGAAGAUGUGGAGCUUAUGAAAGUUACUUACGAAGCUCUUAUGAAAGGAAUCGAUGUUUGCGGUCCGGGCGUGCGGUUAAGCGAGAUUGGGCGUGUUAUUUCCGAGUAUCUAGAAGAGCGUGGAUGUUACGUUCUACCUAAUCUUGUUGGUCAUGGAAUCGGUCGUAACUUUCACGAGAACCCUAUGGUCCAUCACACGGCCAACGACAGUGACGUGAUCAUGGAGCCGGGGAUGGUAUUUACGAUCGAGCCCAUAGUUACACGCAGCAAAUUUAAAGAGUGUAUUAUGUGGCCUGAUGGAUGGACUAUGGCGACUAAAGAUGGUAAAAAGACAGCACAGUUUGAACAUACCAUCUUGAUCACUGGGACCGGUCACGAUGUUCUCACCAAGCGUCUGCCCUCGUCACCGGCGCUGUACUGGGAAGAACCGGUUGACGCCAUCUAUUGA